Messenger RNA from Merops nubicus (carmine bee-eater), 2624 nucleotides. RefSeq names its product colony stimulating factor 1 receptor (gene CSF1R). Gene Ontology annotation, cellular component: signaling receptor complex; CSF1-CSF1R complex. The transcript has 19 exons. Lineage: Eukaryota; Metazoa; Chordata; Aves; Coraciiformes; Meropidae. Gene Ontology annotation, biological process: multicellular organism development; cell surface receptor protein tyrosine kinase signaling pathway; positive regulation of kinase activity. The annotation marks the transcript as partial. Gene Ontology annotation, molecular function: cytokine binding; ATP binding; macrophage colony-stimulating factor receptor activity. The record is from RefSeq and is a predicted model, not a curated record.
ACCCCAGCAACGUGUGGUACACCCCGACGUUCCGGAUCUCCGUGAGCAGAGGUGGGAAUGCUGAGCUGCCCUGCCUCAUCACGGCCCCCGAGUACGGCUCCAGCGUGACGCUGACAGCAGAUGACACCUCCCAUCUCUCACCCGGGACCAACUACUCCUUCAGCUCUGAGAAAGGAAUAACGCUGUACAACGUGCAAAGCAAGCAGAAGGGCUACUACCGAUGCCAAGCGGUGGUGAAUGGAAGAGUAGAGAAGUCAGCAAGAAUCAAACUGAUUGUGAACGAAGCACUGGAGAAGCCUGUGUCAGUGGUGAUGGAGACUAUGGACCACGUGCGGAUCGUGGGCGAACCCUUCGAGGUGACCUGCAGAGUAACUGCUCCUUCCCACAAGUAUGACAUCGGAUGGGUGACAGCAGCAAGAAGUGUCAGGACAAGUAAAAAGCCUACCUUUGAAAAUGAGAACUACAUCAUCAACACCACCCUGUCCAUCCCAGCAGUGACCAUGGAAGACAGUGGGCAGUACACUUGUGUAGCUAACAACUCAGCAGGGUUCAGGAAUGCUUCAACAAUGCUUCGGGUGGUAGAGAGUGGUUAUGUGUUCCUGACCCCAGUGCAAGCCACCAGCCAGGAGGUUGCUUUGGGAGAGAGUCUGAAGCUGCAGGUCCACAUUGAGGCUUACCCAAAACUUCUCCACUGGGGCUGGGAGCACAAAAACCCCCUGAAGAGCUCUGGGAGCACCCCAUACAAUGACCAAAUGAUCUCUGGAAACAACUGGUACAACAACACGCUCUCCCUGAACCGCCUGCAGGAAGGAGAGGGAGGUCUCUACACAUUUCAUGCCCUCAACAAUGAGACCAAUGCUUCAGUUACCUUCAGUAUUUCUGUGAAAUCUCCUCCAAGGGUCUGCAAAAUCAGGGUGCCAGCCAACGACUCCAGCAUCCUGCAGUGCCUGGCCAUCGGGUACCCUGCCCCUCGCAUCGAGUGGUACCUGUGCCCUGUUCACUCUGAGAGACAGGACGAAGGCUACAGGCUGCUGUGGAAUGACUCCAGCCCCCAGGUGGUGAACGUGUUGCCCUUCCGAGAGGUGGAGGUGGAAAGUGUUGUCCAGUUCCAGGAGCUGGGUGCCAAUUUCACCUUCUGCUGUGUGGCCAUUAACAGAGAGGGGAAUGCUUCUGACAUGUUUCACUCUCUCACCAUCACCAGAAGUGUCAUGGCACCCCCAAACAAGCUCUUCAACCCCAUCCUCUCCACCUGCAUAGGCACACUGGUCCUGCUGCUCCUCCUGCUCCUCUUCCUCCUCUACAAGUACAACCAGAAACCCAAGUACCAGGUGAGGUGGAAGAUCAUCGAGGCCUGUGAAGGAAAUAACUACAUCUUCAUCGACCCCACUCAGCUGCCAUACAAUGAAAAAUGGGAGUUUCCCAGGAACAACCUCCAGUUUGGAAAAACUCUUGGAGCAGGAGCCUUUGGGAAAGUGGUAGAAGCCACUGCUUUUGGGCUGGGCAAAGAAGAUUCAGUCCUCAAAGUGGCUGUGAAGAUGCUAAAGUCAUCGGCAGACACGGAUGAACAGGAGGCUCUCAUGUCCGAGCUGAAGAUCAUGAGCCACUUGGGACACCAUGAGAACAUUGUUAACCUGCUGGGAGCAUGUACCUAUGGAGGGCCAAUCCUCGUCAUCACCGAGUACUGUCGCUAUGGAGAUCUGCUGAAUUUCCUGAGGAAGAAGGCUGAAUCCAUAAUUAUCCAGGACUCUUCCCUGGACACCUCUUUAGACAGUGCUGCUGAUUACAAAAACGUUGAUGUAGAGAAGAAGUACAUCCGCAGUGACAGUGGCUUUUCGAGCCAGGGUUUGGAGACUUAUGUUGAAAUGAGGCCUGUGUCAUCAUCAUCAUCUUCAGCGUCAUCAGACUCUGCGCAAGCCAGGGGGAAAAGCUCAGAGGAAGAGGAUGAAGCCAGGGAGGACCUCCGUCCCCUCAACCUCUCUGACCUGCUACAGUUCUCCAGCCAGGUGGCCCAGGGCAUGGCAAGAGGUCUCACAGCGCUCUCCUCUCCCCAGUGCAUCCACCGGGACCUGGCAGCCAGGAACGUGCUCAUCUCAGCCGGGCGGGUAGCCAAGAUCUGCGACUUCGGCCUGGCCCGGGACAUCAUGAACGACUCCAACUACGUCGUGAAGGGCAACGCCCGCCUGCCCGUGAAGUGGAUGGCCCCAGAGAGCAUCUUCGACUGCAUUUACACCGUGCAGAGCGACGUGUGGUCCUACGGCAUCCUGCUCUGGGAGAUCUUCUCCCUCGGUAAAAGCCCUUAUCCUGGCAUGGUGGUGAACAGCAAGUUCUACAGCAUGGUGAAGCAGGGGUACCAGAUGGCCAGGCCCGACUUUGCUCCCCUGGAAAUGUACAGCAUCAUGCAGGCCUGCUGGAGCCUGGAGCCCACCCAGCGACCCACCUUCGACCAGAUCGGCUGCUUCAUCCAGAAAGAACUGGAGGUGCAUAAGGAACAGGACUACACCAACCUGCCCUCCACUGCUGAGGAAGACAGUGGCUGUGAUACCUCUGGCUGCUGUGAAGAGUCCUGCGAGCAAGAGGAGAGUGGUCAGCCCCUUCUCAAGAGCAACAACUACCAGUUCUGUUAG